Messenger RNA from Melampsora larici-populina 98AG31, 528 nucleotides. RefSeq lists its product as uncharacterized. The transcript is spliced from 3 exons. Bases 1 to 528 code for a protein of 175 amino acids. Lineage: Eukaryota; Fungi; Basidiomycota; Pucciniomycetes; Pucciniales; Melampsoraceae. The record is from RefSeq and is a predicted model, not a curated record.
AUGGCAAAAGAGUUUACUCAAAACUGGUUCUGUGAUCCAAGACAAAGCAACCUACCUACACACUGGCCUUAUGCAUUGAAUGAAAACAACCUUCAACUGAUCUUUGAAACCCUUGAAGAGGACUCAAACCUGAUGUUGGAUGAGAUCAGCAACAUCUUGGAGGACCUCACAGAUAAAAAGCCGUGCAUUUCAACAUUACAAUCCACCAUCACCAAACAACUCAACUAUAGCUUAAAGAAAGGUCAAACUGUUGAUCCUUGGCAGUCCAAAGAGCAGCAAGCUGAGUAUGCUAGAAGGGUUGCUAACCUGCCUUCCCAAGUUUUCCUUGACAAGGUUGGCAUGAAUGAACGUGAUGUUGUUCACACUCACCUUAGGGCACCAAUGACUUCUCUGAUACAAGGAGGAGGCUAUCAGCCUGCUUACUCCAUAUGUAGUUCUUUUCUAUUUUACUUCUGUGUUUUUGGUUUUAUUGCAAUUGAUGAUCACAAAAGAUUACAAAGUCAAAAGAAGUUCAAAUUCAUCUUCUGA